UCAAGAAUGAAGAUCCAUGUCCUCAGUGCUAUGAAAAAUACAAGAAGGUACAAUGGGACACAUUACACCCACCUGCUAAUGUAGAAAGAAAUAUUACUAUUGCUGGUUCUAGUGCUUACAGAAACCCAGUGCCUCCUGGACAGAAGAUUCCUACUCAGUUGCAGCAAAAUUUGAUGAAGCAUGAGGCACGGCGUAAGAAAGAAGCUCCCAAGAAAGUAGUGCAAGAUAGAGAUAUGGCAUCCAAGUUUUAUGGAGACCAUCUUGAUCCAAAUGAACUGUUUAAAUUUAAGAUGCCAGAAGGCAAAGAACAGUCACUACACCUGUAGGGUUUAUAAUGAGAUUAUUUAUUGACAUAUCGGAAGGUCACAGAGGUCAUCCCUGUGUUUUCACAGGGCACUGAGAAUAUUUCACUGCUUUUUACCAAGAAAGGUUGUUCUAGCAUCAAAUAUAUGAAAUCUGUGCCAAUUUGAAUUUAGUUCAGCUCUUUUCCUCAACUUAAAAUUUAGUCACAACUUUCAAACAAUGUUACAUAUGUGCUGUCUUGUACAUAACUAGACAAUUGUUGCCUUGGUUAUAACCAUUGUAGAUUAUAUUUAUUAAAGUCAUUAUGCAAUUUUCGGGAAAGUUAUCUGGUAAUGGCAUGGAGCAACCAAAUAUAAACCUCUAAAAAUGAGGACUGCAGCAGUCAGAGAACAUUAUAGCUUAAAAAAUAGACAACAAAUCUAGCAUUUUUUAACUGCAUUUAAAAUUUUAAUGCUUUCAGUGUUUUAUUGUAUUAAGUAAAGAGAAUUAAAACAUUUUUCUUUAAAUAAAGUUUACUCGAGAUUUAUACGUUGAAAUUACAAGUUAUGCUAAGUAAUAUUGGAAUCGGCAGAUCUUGACUUAUCAUCGGAUGGAGUAUGAGAACUCACUUACUAACUAUUUCUGUAUAUUUGAUUUACAUCACCUGUAAACUGAGCUGAAAAAAUAUAUAAAAUUUUAGAUUGAAGUAAGUUAAUUGAAUCUAACUGGAAUUCAUCAGGAGUCAUUUGUAAUAUGAGUGAUGUGCUUAAUUUAAGUUCAUUGCCACUAGUAAGCAUAUUAUAUGUCACAAUAUAUAUAUAGCGAUGUCACAUCAACAUUUUGGUAAAUGACAAUCAUUUUACUGAAAUUUACUGGGCUACAUGCCAGUCUGUAGUAAAUUUGAAAUGGAAAAAAGUUUCCAGUUUUCAUAGGCAACAGAAGUUUAGUAUACCUUGGAAUACCUGCCUUCAUUUAAAGCUGAUCAUGAUGUAAAUGUAACAUUUUUGACAUUGUAAGCUUGGCUAUGUCUUUGAAUAUACUUUACCAUUCAGCUUCUUCUGUGAUAUUUUUUACUCAAAAUAACAAGAUGUCUUUGUUGACUUUAUUUUAGUGUUUUGUUUUUUACAUUCUGGAAGAUUGUUUUUUUUAUGUUCAAGAUUUUAUUAUCUUUGGUCACCUCUUGAAUUUCCUGAUGAAAUGUUUGCAAAGUGUUACUGAAUAUAACAAUAUGUAAGAAAAAAAAAGAAAUUGACACACAUUGUAUUCAAAUGUGUUUGCCAUUGUUAAACAUCUUCAGUAUUUCUGUUGUAAAAAUAUAUUCAUUUAUAAAGUAAUUUGCAGAUUUUAGCAGUAUGAUUAUGCAUUCUAACACGAUCCGAUUCAUUUUCCUAUUAAACAAAGAAGACUGAAAACAGUGAAUUACUAUACAACAAUUCACUGUUCUGACAUCACAAUUAUUACGUCAUAGCGUCAAACGGCAUAGCGGCGCGCUGGAAAAGAAACCGAUUGAAAACGGGCAAAUGUUUAAUGAAUGCCGUCAAGGAUGUACUUUAAAGUCCUUGGUAACGUGUUAGAAUCGAAAUAAUAUAUCUCAUUUAGUGAUUUGCUCUUGAAUAAAAUCAUUG
Molecule: messenger RNA, 1907 nt
Organism: Mercenaria mercenaria
Lineage: Eukaryota; Metazoa; Mollusca; Bivalvia; Venerida; Veneridae
Exons: 2
Source: RefSeq, a predicted model, not a curated record